Messenger RNA from Monosiga brevicollis MX1, 1590 nucleotides. RefSeq lists its product as uncharacterized. Lineage: Eukaryota; Choanoflagellata; Craspedida; Salpingoecidae. The transcript has 5 exons. The coding region runs from base 1 to 1590 and encodes 529 amino acids. The record is from RefSeq and is a predicted model, not a curated record.
AUGGACGCGCCCACUGAUCUCACAGCGAGCGCGAUGCGUCGCUCGCGUCGGCGGACGCUGGGCAAAAAGCCAGCACGGCUUGGUUUCGAGGAUGAGACGUCUCAGGAAGCCGAGCCAACCGUGGCUACCCCUCAGCCGGCCUCCGCUGCCCCGAGUCGACCAAACUCUGUCUCGCAAGUUCUGGCGGGGAUCACUAAGAAUGCUUCCCCACUUCGUUACCGCAGCCGGUCGACAUCACGCCGCCAGAGUCUGCAAUCACCCUUGCGCGUCUCCCUGCCCGGCAACCUCGCGGCGGCGCCACAGCAGCUGUUCAGUGACGAUGAAGAGGAACCCGAGCCCUCGGCCGGCGCUGCGGAUGUUGAGGAACCCGUGUCUCCACAGCUGGCCGGUCAUGCCGCCGAAGAGGCUCAUGUCACACCUGUGCGCGUGGCGGCAGCGGAUCAGGCGGCUGAUCCUCAGCAAGAGGAGGCCGAUGAGGAGGACGAGGAGCCGCUCAUGGACCCGCUAUUGGUCACGGCCGGGUGUGCCAUGGCCUCCUUUUUGGCGAUCCCCUUUCUCUAUGCAGUGGAUGCUCACCCCGAGGUCAUCUCUGAUCCCGUGUACAUGGCCGUCGUUGGCUGCGUGACCCUGACGGCUUUUCCCAUCCUGGUCUACUACAGCAUUUUCCGCCACAUGCCUCGGUUCCAGUUUGACGUUUUCAUGCUCUUCUUUGCGCUUUUUGCCUUCACUUCCAUGGUUGAUCUCAUGCUGGCCUUGACGAUUGAUGGUCGCUCAACCGUCAUGAAGUGGUAUCUGGAUGCGGGUGAGAGCUACCUCAAUUCCUCGUACGGCUUUGCUGCCAACAUCUUUGACGCUACCGCGCAUUGGCUCUUGUACAUGGUUAUGAUUUACGGCCUGUCCUCGCACAACCCGGCCUCGUGGCGCUACGUCUACCUGUACUGGUGUGGCAGUGUGAUGUUCAGCCUCAUCAAUCUUCUGGCAGGUGGUACCAUCAGCCACAUCAGCCACGCUCUGCAGCCGAGCUCGUUCUUGAACACGCCAUACGUUCUCUUCCCGCUCAUCUUCUUGAAGCGGGUCUUUGAUACACCACGCCCCGCCCGUCGGGCCGAUGCCUUCUGUCGUCCCAGCGUUGACUUCCACUUUGCCAUUUUCUUCGUGUUGGCCAUGAUCGCCAUCUACGUUCGCUUUGCUGCUUCUGCCGGCUCCGAGUGGAGCCUGGCACGAGCCUGGCGCGAGAUUGAGCCCACUUUGACCGACGAGACCGGGUUCUUCCGCGUUUUUGGCUACCUUGGCCUUUGCUAUCACAUUCCCUACUGCUUGGUGGUGGUAGCGUGCUUGCUCUUGGGUGCAAACCGCGUGCAGACGGAGGUGCUCACGGACAUUUCGGUGCUGAUGGCGGGUGGCUUCAUGGAGACGUACUUUUGCUUCUGCGUGUCUGCCGUCUACAAACUUACAAACGAGGCCUCUCGCAUUUCGGAUGAGCAGGCGCCGGCUUUCUGGACCAUCAACGUUUUGUUGGUACUGCUGACUCAUGUCUUUGCUGCCCACUGCAUUUACAGCCUGCCCUUCAAGGGCCUGCUUUCUGACUAA